CUGAUUAUAAUAUCAUUAAUCUCACACUCCGGAUUAGUAGCGUUGUUGAUCCAGAACAACCACAACAACAAAAACACAACCUUCGUUCGACAGGAUGGUCUUUCGGAGCUCCACCUCCCUAAUUGGCCUCCUGUCCCUCCCCAUCAUCAUCCUCCUCCUCCUCCUCCGCCCCAUCUCCGCCAUCCGUCUAGGCCUCACCCGCCGUCACUCGCCGGACCUCCCCCUCUUCAGGGAGGCCCCCGCGUUCCGUAACGGCCACGAGUGCGGCUCCACCCCCGACCACGUCAUCAACGUCGCCAUGACCCUCGACGCCAACUACCUCCGCGGCACCAUGGCGGCGGUCCUCUCCAUGCUCCAGCAUUCAACCUGCCCGGAAAAUCUCUCCUUCCACUUCCUCUCGGCGCACCACGACGCUCCCGAACUAUUCUCCAGCAUCAAGUCCACCUUCCCCUAUCUAAACAUGAAGAUUUACCGCUUCGACAGCAACAGGGUCCGCGGCAAGAUUUCCAAGUCCAUUCGUCAGGCCCUGGACCAGCCCCUCAAUUACGCCAGAAUAUACCUCGCCGACACCAUCCCGGAGGACGUGAAACGCGUGAUAUAUUUAGACUCUGACCUGGUGGUCGUGGACGACAUUGCGAAGCUUUGGGGCGUGGACAUGGAAGGGAAGGUGGUGGCUGCGCCUGAAUAUUGCCAUGCAAACUUCACGCUGUAUUUCACGGACACGUUUUGGUCGGAUCCAGCUCUGGCGGAGACGUUCAAGGGAAGGAUGCCGUGUUAUUUCAACACGGGGGUGAUGGUGAUGGACGUUGACACGUGGAGGAAGGAGAGAUACACGGAGAAGGUGGAGUCAUGGAUGGCGGUGCAGAAGCAGCAGAAGAGGAUCUACCAUCUUGGUUCUCUUCCGCCGUUUUUGUUGGUUCUGGCGGGGAACAUAAAAGCGGUUGACCAUAGAUGGAACCAACAUGGUUUAGGUGGAGACAACUUCGAAGGAAAAUGCAGGUGCCUGCACCCUGGUCCCAUUAGUUUACUCCAUUGGAGUGGGAAGGGCAAACCCUGGUUGAGAUUGGAUUCUAGAAAGCCAUGCAUCGUGGACCAUCUUUGGGCUCCUUAUGAUCUCUAUCGCUCUUCUAGACACUUUUUUGAAGAAUAGAAAAUGAAUAUGAAGGAAAUUGAGUUUGAGUUUUAUUCAUGGAGAGGAUUAUCUGCUGCUUCAGCUAGCGUAGUAGCCUGGCAAUGGAUUGGAGUUGUAUAUUCCUUUUUUUUCCUUUCCUUUGUUCAGUUCUAUAUUCUUUUAUAUUCUUCUUUUUCUUCUUUUUCUUCUGUUCAUACUCAUUGGAGAAGCAUCACAAUACACAUAUACUAC
Messenger RNA from Vigna unguiculata (cowpea), 1363 nucleotides. Its product is annotated as putative galacturonosyltransferase-like 4. Lineage: Eukaryota; Viridiplantae; Streptophyta; Magnoliopsida; Fabales; Fabaceae. Gene Ontology annotation, cellular component: Golgi apparatus. The record is from RefSeq and is a predicted model, not a curated record. Gene Ontology annotation, molecular function: glycosyltransferase activity.